AUGACAAUGACUGUAAUGGUGAGGUGCUACAUGUUCAUUUUACUAACUCUUACACUUUGUUGUGCUUGUGGGUUGGUAUGGGCUGAUAAUCCUAAACCUUCUACUGUUGGUGUUCCUUCUACUGUUGGUGUUCCUUCUCUUGUUCAUCGUGCUAUUCCUGCGUUUGAACUCAUUCCUGAGAAGUUGGAUGAGUAUUAUUCAUUGAUGGUAUGUGGGAAGAAUGAAUGCAAGGCGGAGGAUGUGAAUACUGGACAACCUGCAGAAACGGAGCGUAGGAAACAGUCAGAGGAUUCAUUACCAGAGAAAACUGUUAGUUCUUCCCAUCCUUCUCUUAAUCCAGAGGAACCACCAGGUUCUACAUCGCGGCAAGCAGGUAGCCACCUUGGUAGCUUACUUCCUUCUACUUCGUCUUCUCAAGAACAGGGACUUGCUGCGAAUCAAGUCGAUUCACAAAGAAUCAAAAACGGUGAACACGUUGUCUCUCACAAUAUGGGUACUGGGGACGAAAAAGAAGAUCAGAGACAAGAGACAUCUGUUAAGGAGAACCAUUCACAAUCCACUGGUCAAGAAAGUGCACGAGACUCUCCUUUGCAAGUACCUGGUUCUACACCAGAAACAGAAAGGGUAUUAAGCGAACAGGAAUCUCAACCUUCACAAACAGAAUCACGUGAUACACAAAACCCGCAGACCACACAAGCAAAUGUGCAAGGAACUAAAAAUGGACAUGACUCUUCUGCUCCCACAACUCAGAGUACAAGUGACGUUUCUCCCAGCAACACAACCACAGAUGUUACCCAUAAUAAUCAGGCAGAGAAUGGAACUAAUGUUGCAAAACCUGCAGAGAGUGAGUCAACCACCACUACUACUACUACUACUACUACUACUACUACUACACUUCCUCCUGAACUCACAAACAACAAGAAGGGUGAUGCAGACAGCAGCAGCAGUAUCAACAGUUCUGUGUGGGUGCGUCUGCCACUACUGAUUGUGGUUACACUGGCUUGUAUUCUUGUGUGCUAG
Trypanosoma theileri is the source of this 1020-nucleotide messenger RNA. RefSeq lists its product as uncharacterized. The transcript has a single exon. The coding region runs from base 1 to 1020 and encodes 339 amino acids. NCBI's taxonomy places the organism in Eukaryota, Euglenozoa, Kinetoplastea, Trypanosomatida, Trypanosomatidae. The record is from RefSeq and is a predicted model, not a curated record.